Messenger RNA from Trichoderma atroviride IMI 206040, 1170 nucleotides. RefSeq lists its product as uncharacterized. NCBI's taxonomy places the organism in Eukaryota, Fungi, Ascomycota, Sordariomycetes, Hypocreales, Hypocreaceae. The record is from RefSeq and is a predicted model, not a curated record. Gene Ontology annotation, molecular function: catalytic activity.
CUCACGCAUAUAUUUAGAUUAGCUGAAGCCAUUUAUUUUUGUUUCGCUUAUUCCCUCUUCUUAAACUCAUGAGUCUAGUUUUUCAAAGUCUAGCUCAUCGAUCGGCUUCGAAUAGAUUGUUAUUGUUCCGAGCGAGCCAACUUGUCAAGCAACGUUGUUCAAAUUACCCCACUACAGCAUCUAAACCGAAUUGUCUCAAGAACGCAUCAUUUGUCAGAGGCGUCAUGACUUCAACCAACACCGACGGCAUGAACAUCAAGUUUGGCCCCUUCGAGGUCACCAAGCAAGUCUUCCUCACCACGCCCCAUUCCUACGGCCUCGUCAACCUCAAGCCCCUCCUCCCAGGCCACAUCCUCAUCUGCCCGCUCAAGCCGCACCGCCGCCUGCUGGACCUCUCCCCCGCCGAGACAACAGACCUCUUCACCACCGUGCAGCUCGUGCAGAAGGUCCUCGCGAAGCUCUACUUCCCGGAUCCUACGGACCUCUCAUCCGGAAGCUUCACCGUCGCGCUUCAAGACGGCGCCGACGCGGGACAGACGAUCCCGCACGUGCACGUCCACAUUAUUCCCCGCAGAAAGGGCGACAUGGGCGAGACGGCUGAUGAGAUUUACGUUAAGCUGUCUGGCGAGGAGGCGAAUGUGGGAGGCGCCCUGUGGGAUCGCGAGCAUGGGAGGCCGCAGCCGGCGGGGAGGAUGCCGAGCAUUGAGGACGCAGAGCGCAAUCUGCAGACGAUGGAGCAGAUGAUUGAGGAGGCGGACAAGUAUAAGUCUGUGCUGGGAGAGAUGGGCGUCGGCAGCGCCAAGGCAGGUGAGCGACUGUGAGAGCAGCGAGGAAAUGUCGGACAAGGAGGGUUUGUGGAACCCAGGUGCUGCUUCUUCGUAUGCAGUGUAACGUCUGCAGAGGUGAUGAAGUUGUAGUAUUGAUAUAGGUGGCUUGUUUAUCGAAGCUUAUAGAGAGACAUGUUUGUGAAUAUGGAUCAGCUGCGUCUAUUUCAGAUGUAAGAGCAUAAUAGUCUGCAGAAUCGUGCUACCACAACAUCAGUUUAUCAGUAAAAGGCAGAAUCGGGGUUAAUUGUCAUCUUCCUCGGUAUUGGCUGUGGACUCUCAUGACUUGCUCGCCCGGAGCUGCACAUUCCCUUUUGAACAGUAGGAUUCGUAUCAGUUAUUACAG